Molecule: messenger RNA, 1652 nt
Organism: Adelges cooleyi (spruce gall adelgid)
Lineage: Eukaryota; Metazoa; Arthropoda; Insecta; Hemiptera; Adelgidae
Gene: Syt7
Product: synaptotagmin-7
Exons: 8
Coding region: 315-1544 (409 amino acids)
Biological process (GO): regulation of calcium ion-dependent exocytosis; cellular response to calcium ion; regulation of dopamine secretion
Cellular component (GO): synapse; axon; membrane
Molecular function (GO): calcium-dependent phospholipid binding; SNARE binding; calcium ion binding
Source: RefSeq, a predicted model, not a curated record
GUCCGCCAGCUGCUGCUGCUGCUGCUGUUUGUCCAGAGGGAUCUUGUCGCGCACGUCGGGAAGUACCCGAAGAGAGAGAGUACCCGUCUGUCUGUGUACUUAGAUCUUACUGAAAAAUCAAAACAAUAACGGCGUCGUUACAUUUACGACAUUUUUGAGUAAUACAUUUUUUUUUUUCAAAUUCAACGAAUUAACGCGGUCCGUCGAUCCGGCACUACCUCGUUUACUACGCCUAACCGAUCGGUUGAUAAAUUCCCGGCCACCACUCUCGCUCUCUGAAUUCAAUCCGUUCGGUCACCACCUGCGCCGACGAAAUGGCAGAAAAAAAUAUCACCAACAAGAGUCCGUCCAACUCGAUUUUCGACGGUUUCAAAAACAACGCCAUGUCCAAGCUGGGCGUCACGAAACUGCUGUCGCAGAGUUUCUCGCCGCCGUUUGGAGGCUCGUCCAAGCCGGGGCACGCGGCCAGCGCUGACGACGUUUCGGCCUCGGGCAGUCAUCUCGGCGCCUCGUCCACCGCCAGCGCCACGGACCAUUUGCUCCACAAGGACAUAGCCGCCGUCGCCCAGGGCGGUUGGAACGUGACCAAGUCCCUGAUGAACGUCAAGUCCGAUGACGACCACGUGAGUUUCACUCGCACGUGCACACGAGUACCGGGCUGGAAAAAGCACGACCGCUGUUCGUCCAUGACUGAACUGAGCAAAGAGCCGCCGGCCAUUCCAUCCGAAAAGGUCGGUCAGAUCAACUUUGGCCUUGAAUACGACUACCAGCAGAACACUUUGAUCUUGCGCAUAAUCGCGGCCAAAGACUUGCCGGCCAUGGACUUGAGCGGUACAUCCGACCCUUAUGUCAGGGUAACGCUUUUGCCGGACAAAAAGCACCGUUUGGACACUAAAGUGAAACGCCGCACUCUGAACCCGCGCUGGAACGAAACCCUCUACUUUCAGGGUUUCACAAUGCAAAAGCUACACAACAGGACACUCCAUUUGCACGUUUUCGACUACGACCGCUUCUCCAGAGACGACUCCAUCGGCGAGACUUACAUCGAACUGAACAACGUGGAUUUUACGGCCAAACCGGUGUUCUGGAAAGACUUGACAGCACCGCUGAAGGACAAAUGCGGCCAUUUGCUGACAUCCUUGUCGUACAAUCCGAUGACCAACAACUUGACACUGGGCAUCAUCGAAGCCAGAAACCUGAAGGCCAUGGACAUUAACGGAAAAUCUGACCCGUACGUUAAGGUUUGGUUGCACAUUGGCGACAAGAAAGUGGAGAAGCGCAAGAGCAUUGUGUACAAGUGCAACUUGAACCCGGUGUUCGAUGAGAAAUUCGAGUACACACUGCCGGUGGAGCAACUCAGGGAGGCGGCUUUGGAAGUGAUGGUCAUGGAUUUCGACAACAUUGGACGUAACGAGCUCAUUGGCAAAAUCACGAUAUCAUCCAACAAAAACGCCACAGGACAGUUGGAAGCUCAACACUGGAAAGACAUGUUGAGCAAACCGAAGCAGAACGUCGAAUACUGGCACCGGUUGAAACCAGAAUAAUUUUGCUCGUGGUUUUUAAAAAAAAAAAUUCAUUUAAAAAAAAAAAAUAUAUAUAUACACACAGAAAAAACCUAAAACAUUAACUACAUUAUUAUUAAAACUAUAUAU